Coccinella septempunctata (seven-spotted ladybird) is the source of this 1087-nucleotide messenger RNA. RefSeq lists its product as uncharacterized. The transcript is spliced from 5 exons. Lineage: Eukaryota; Metazoa; Arthropoda; Insecta; Coleoptera; Coccinellidae. The coding region runs from base 38 to 652 and encodes 204 amino acids. The record is from RefSeq and is a predicted model, not a curated record. Gene Ontology annotation, cellular component: plasma membrane. Gene Ontology annotation, molecular function: odorant binding; olfactory receptor activity. Gene Ontology annotation, biological process: sensory perception of smell; detection of chemical stimulus involved in sensory perception of smell.
UUUUCCAUUAUGGUAUCCGAUAAAAUUCGAUGCGAGAAUGAAUUUAUAUUUUGUUAUACUUGUAAUUGUAAUCAGCAUAUACUAUAUCCCUAUAACAAUAGCAGGAUUAAGUGUUUGCCACAUUCAUAAAAUUAUCAGCUUGAGGAGCCGAUACCUAGUGAAAUUAUUGAAAAAGCUGGAUUUCAAUAGCAGAAGGGUGAAAGAAACGAAGUCUGAAAUUUUCCGUUGUGUGCAGAUUCAUAUGGAAAUUAGGAACGUGGUUCACGCAUUUAAUGAGUCACUGGGUUAUGUAGCCGCUUCAUCACAGAAUGCUUGUAACAAUUUGAUGAUCGGAAUGUGUGCAUAUUUAAUUAUCAAGGAAGACAGGUAUAUAUACAUUUUCUCAAUAGUAAUGUGGACUUUUUUGCAAUGGAUUUCAUGUUACUCUGGACAAGCUGUUGAAGACGCGAAUGAGCUAGUUCGAAUUGAGCUUUACAACACAACAUGGUAUGAAAUGGAUCCAUCCUUGAGAAGCACUUUCAAAAUUUUUCAGGCACAAGUGAGUUUACCAAUUCGUCUGAAAGUAAAACCAUUGCAAGCACUCAGUAUGGAACAUUUAACUAAUGUAACGAAAGGCGCUUAUUCAAUUCUUAUGUUCCUCCUUCGAAUAUAGACUGCUUACCAGAAUCUCUCAUUAUAUGUAUCUUUAGAUAAUAAAAAACGUGGCAGAUUAGUUCAUGUUUUUCAAAAAAUGAUUAUUUAUAUGUAUAAUAUAUACCUUGUAAUUCUAUGUUAUAAUAGUUAUUUAUACAACAAGUAUGUUAAAUGAACGUUUAUAUGAAUAAACAUUUUUAUAACUCACGUUUUAACGUCACGUAACAAAAUUUAAUUCAAUUUUGAUAAGGUUUCAAAUUCACUUUACAGAGAUUCAUGAAAUGACAUGAAAUCGCUUCGAUUGAUUGUUGCUUGUUGCUAGGGCUUUUUCCAUCCAUAGCAACAGAAGCAAUAUUACUUUCAUCCACUUAUGCUGCAUGCUCAUGUUAUUUCAUUUUACUUGUGAAUUAAAUAGUUAUCUGUGCAGCCAGUUGUAGUAAAUGAAUGUGAAAUA